ACCCAAUCCAGUCCCGUCCAGCGCAGUCUACAACUGUCGCUUUUGUUGAGAAAUGGAACAAGUCGGUCCCGACAGCGCAACCAACUCGGCGAUGGCGUCCUUCCGCGCAUCGCCCGUCCCCGCUGGGCCUUCCAGCAGCGUCCCCCAACCUGUCAUGGACUUUGAAGAGUCGGACGACUCGGAGGAUGAAGGCGCGACUGCGACCGCGACGACGACCAAGCGUGGCAAGCAGGCUGCCAAGGACAGCGAAAACUCAGAGUUUGCCGCUCAGAUUGCCAAAGACAAGGCGAAUCGAUUUCAGUUUCUGCUCAAGCAGACUGCCAUUUUCGCCCACUUUCUUGCUGACGGCCGACUGGACCAGACUGCGAUGAAGAGCAAGCUUGAUGCCGCCUCAACCUCAGCCGACGCGCCCGCAGCAAUGGAUGUCUCGGAAGACGCCGCCCCUCCAAAGUCUCCACAACGCCGCCGUCGCCGCAACCAAGAGGCCGAGGAUGCUGAACUGGUCAAGGAAGAGCUGACUGGCAAUGAAGGACCCUCCGCCUUCAUGUUCACAGAGUCGCCUCCGUACAUUGAAGGUGGCAAGAUGCGAGACUACCAGAUUCGCGGCUUGAACUGGAUGAUUCAGGCCUACGAGAACGGCAUCAACGGCAUUCUGGCAGAUGAGAUGGGUCUCGGAAAAACACUGCAAUCCAUCUCGAUGCUCGGCUACAUCAAAAACAUCAAAAAGAUCAAGUCGCACAAUCUUCUCGUCGUGCCCAAGUCGACGCUGACCAAUUGGAUGAAUGAGUUUCGUCGUUGGUGCCCUUCUCUGCGUGUCAUCUGCUUCCACGGUCCGAAGGAGUGGCGUGCAGAGUUUGCCCAGACCACACUGGCCCCGGGAGACUGGGACGUCUGCGUGACGUCGUACGAAAUCACCUACCGCGAGAAGGCAGCACUGCGCAAGUUCAACUUCCACUACUUGGUUUUGGACGAGGCCCACUCGAUCAAGAACGAGGCGUCGCGCCUGGCAACGGUGCUGCGCGAGUUUAAGACGAAAAACCGCCUGCUCCUGACAGGCACACCGCUGCAAAACAACCUGCAUGAACUGUGGGCGUUGCUCAACUUUCUGCUUCCCGACAUUUUCGCCUCGUCGGACGAUUUCGACGCCUGGUUUUCGCUGACUUCGAGCACCGACCAGCUCGAGGUCGUGAGCCGCCUGCACGCCAUUCUCAAGCCGUUCUUGCUGCGUCGUCUGAAGGCCGAGGUGGAGAAGAGUCUGCUGCCCAAGAAGGAGACGAAAAUCUACAUUGGACUCACGCCAAAGCAGCGCGAGGUCUACCAGGGCAUUCUGCUCAAAGACCUCGAUGUGGUCAACUCUGGCAAUGCCAACAAGGUUCGCCUUUCCAAUAUUUUGAUGCAGCUGCGCAAGUGCUGCAACCAUCCGUAUCUGUUUGACGGCACCGAGCCGGGCCCGCCUUACACGACAGACAAGCACUUGCUGGACGCGUGCGGCAAGAUGAGUGUUCUCGACAAGCUGCUCCCGAAGCUCCAGGCUCAAGGUUCGCGUGUGCUCAUUUUCAGCCAAAUGACCCGCAUGCUCGACAUUCUCGAAGACUACUGCAUGUGGCGCGGUCACACCUACUGCCGUCUCGACGGUCAGACCGACCACGAGGAUCGCGCUCGCAUGAUUGACGAGUACAAUGCCCCCAACAGCUCCAAGUUCCUCUUUUUGCUGUCCACCCGUGCCGGUGGUCUUGGCAUCAACCUCUACACGGCCGACACGGUCAUUCUGUACGACAGUGACUGGAACCCCCAAAUGGAUCUCCAGGCACAGGAUCGUGCCCACCGCAUUGGUCAAAAGAAGCAGGUUCGCAUCUUCCGCUUUGUCACCGAAAACACGGUGGAGGAGCGCAUCAUUGAGCGCGCCGAGAUGAAGCUGCGACUGGAUGCCAUGGUCAUCCAGCAGGGUCGCUUGGUCGAGCAGCAAAAGGCGCUCAACAAGGACGACAUGCUUUCCAUGAUUCGCUUUGGUGCCGACCGCGUGUUCAAGACGGAAGACGCCAUGAUUACCGAUGACGACAUUGACGCAAUUCUCACCAAGGGCGAGGUGAAGACCGCCGAGUUUAACGAGAAGCUCAAGGAGCUCGGCGAAGAUCGCCUCAAGUCCUUCUCGCUCGAUGCUGAUGAGCGCUCCUUGUACAACUUUGAUGGUGAAGACUACCGCCGCAAGCGACAGGCCAACAGCAUCAAGAACUGGAUUGAGCCACCGAAGCGCGAGCGCAAGCAGACCUACUCGGUGGACGCCUACUUCCGAGAGGCCCUUCGCGUCACGUCGAACGCGACCGAAAAGGACGCGGGUGCUGGUUCCUCGAAGGCCAAGCCGCCGCGCCCUGCCAAGACGCCCAACAUUUCCGACUUUCAGUUCUUCCCUUCGCGUCUCUUUGAGCUCUUGCAGCAGGAGAUUUAUGCCUACCGCAAGCAGCUCGGCUGGAAGCCAACGGCACCCACGCCCGAGGAGAUUGCGGCCAGCAGCGGCGUCGACCUGGUGGCCGAGCACGAGCAAGAGUGCGAAAAGAUUGACCAGAGCGAGCCGCUGUCCGAGGAGGAGACUGUCGAGCGCGACCAGCUGCUCGAGCAAGGCUUUAGCAACUGGAACCGCGCCGACUUCCGCGCCUUUUUGCGUGGGUGCGAAAAGUACGGCCGCUGGGCGACUGCGCUGAUUGCCUCCGAGGUUGAGAGCAAGUCCGUUGCUGAAGUGGACGAGUACGCCAAGGUGUUUUGGGACCGCUAUCGCGAGGUCGCAGACUCGGACAAGUACUUGGAACGUAUUGAGCUGGGUGAGUCCAAGAUUCGCCGUCGCGAGGAAAUCCAGCAAAUUCUCGGUGCCAAGAUGCAGCUCUAUCGCUCUCCUUUCCAGCAACUGCGCGUCGUCUACUCUACCUCUGGCCGUGGUCGCUGCUUUACGGAAGAGGAGGAUCGAUUUUUGAUCUGCAUGCUGUACAAGGUUGGCUAUGGCAACGAGACGGCGUACGAUGACAUUCGCCGUGCCAUUCGUGCCGCCCCACAAUUCCGAUUCGAUUGGUACUUGAAGUCUCGAACGGCUGUGGAACUUCAACGCCGAUGCACGUCACUGAUCCAAUUGAUCGAGAAGGAGAUGCUCGACCAACAGCAAGAAAAGGAGGCCGCCGCUCCGUCCGACUCGAGCAAGCGCAAAAAGCCGUCUCGGGAAACGUCCAAUAAGAAACCGCGUCUUGAGGACGAGGAUGUCGACGCGCCAUCUCCUGUCCCGACCAAGUCUUCCCGCAAGUAGCGGCGCCUUUCCGUUUUGAUACCGAGCAGCAUUGUUCCUGAAUUUGGUCGUGUUCUUGUUUUCUACUGCACUCGUUUUUUUUUGAAAGAGAUGAUAAACUCGAUUAUUGUACCCCACCGGACCAGCAAGUUUCUGACGCCCAUUGGAUGCAUUUGGCGGUACAUGUUCAUCAAUGCCACUCGAAGCACUCUUGCGCAGUUUCGCAAACUCUGAAACACUUUUAAUAACUCUGAAACACUUUUAAUAACU
Molecule: messenger RNA, 3538 nt
Organism: Capsaspora owczarzaki ATCC 30864
Lineage: Eukaryota; Filasterea; Ministeriida; Capsasporidae
Product: helicase
Exons: 8
Coding region: 53-3289 (1078 amino acids)
Biological process (GO): regulation of transcription by RNA polymerase II; nucleosome organization
Cellular component (GO): chromatin; nucleus
Molecular function (GO): ATP hydrolysis activity; ATP-dependent chromatin remodeler activity; ATP binding
Source: RefSeq, a predicted model, not a curated record